This is a messenger RNA of Pistacia vera, 800 nucleotides long. RefSeq lists its product as uncharacterized. The transcript is spliced from 2 exons. Lineage: Eukaryota; Viridiplantae; Streptophyta; Magnoliopsida; Sapindales; Anacardiaceae. The record is from RefSeq and is a predicted model, not a curated record. Bases 71 to 397 code for a protein of 108 amino acids.
CCAAAGUUGAAGAAGAAAAAGGCCAAAAUUGUUGCCUUUGAAUCAUUGGAGUUGGGUUCUCGAUAGCAAAAUGGAUGAGAAAUUUUCUCAGCUUACUGAGCAAAUGACUCACAUUCACUUCACUUUUCAUGCACGAGUGGAUGUCUUAGAGGAUAUGGUGAAAAAGAUCCAAGCUGAACUAACUUCAUCAUGGGCAGCUGCUUCCUCAUCAACUGUUCCAGUUCAACAGGAACCUCUAGUUGAAACUCAACAAGAUACAAUCAAAGCUGCUGGUUCUGAUCAAGAAGAGGAUGACCAAGUUGCUACUCUUGCUUUAGAAAAGGAUGACCAAGCUACUACUACUGCUCUAGAAGAGAUAGAUCAUGCUGCUGCUUCUGAUCAAGCAAAGACUGCCUAGGAUGCUACUGCUACUACAUUGGCUCAUAUCCAUGAAGCCAAUACUGAGGGUGAACAACAACAAGAUCCUUCCGACACUUGAGCUGAUGAUGAUGCUCUUGCACUAGCUGUGUCCAUUUGAGCAAAAAGGUUGAAGACUCAGGCUGAAAAGAACAAACUUCCCCCAAGAAGAUCCUCAAGACACCAUAACUUAUGAACAAAGAGGAGGAGUAGUUUUACUAUUUACGUGUGCUGAUGUGGUAGCUGAGGUGAUGACUUUGGGCUGAAUUGAGGUGGUGAACUGAUGUGCUCACCUUGGUGUGAAGAGAGAGAAUUUUUAUUUUUGUUUUCUUUCAUGCAGAACUUUUUAUUAUUGUUUUUGUUAGUUUAAACUUCUCUUGAACUUAUUACUGAUGCAUUUUGUU